UUACAUCAUCUCUCAGUUCCAUAUUUUGGAUGUAGCUCUUAUCCCUGGAGGUGGGGAGGGAGGGAAUUGUAGGUAGUCUGGACCAGUUCCCAUACAUUGUCUUGCACUGUCAGAGCAGUUCUUAUAGUCAGAGUGUGCACUGGAUUAUUUUGUACACAAAAGAGCACUGGAUGUAAAUAAUGUAUUCCAAGUGACUUGUUUUGCUGAGUAGUUUAGACAUUGUGUACCCAAACAGUGGAAAAAACAUCCAGACAACUGUUUCCAUCCCAUCCCAGGUGUGUAACUGCACAUGUAGAAGUGCCUGUGCUUUGCCAUCCCUCAUCUGCUGUCACAAGGAAGUGGUCAACAACGUUGUUCUGUAGUCUGAGCCUUUAUUCCUGAGGGAUUUUAUUACCUUUUCUCUACUUAAAUUAGACAGUGUUUUAGUCUGGACUGCAAAAGCAGAUUGUUGGUUGCCAAGUCAGAAGAGAGCCACUGGACUCCACUGAACGAUACACUCGCUGGAUCAAUAACCUGACCCAAGAGCAACUUCUCACACAGGUGUUCACCUCCCACGGACCCACUGUGAUCAUGCCAACCUGGUUCUGUUCCCGAGAGUGGUUUUUUCACGUGGGAAAAUUUGAUGAGGGGGGCAAGGGGGUCCCAGAAGAUCUGCUGUUUUUUUAUGAGCACAUCCAGAAGGGUGGUGGGGUCUUCCGAGUGAACCGCUGCCUCCUGCUCUACCGGUACCACCCGCAGGCUGCGACUCAUUCCGUCCUGGAGGAAACCAUCUGGAACCACCGAGUCAGAUUCCUUGAGGAGAGAGUCCUGAGCUCCUGGACAUCAUUCACCAUUUGGAAUGCUGGCAAGCAAGGCAAGAAGCUCUACAGAAGUUUGUCACCAGCUAAUAGGAAAAAGGUCAUUGCCUUUUGUGAUGUUGAUGAAAAGAAAAUAACAAAAGGAUUCUACACUUAUGAGGAAUCUGAGGAGAGACCAAAACCAAAGGUCCCUGUGUGUCACUUCAGAGAUGCAGCUCCACCUUUCAUCAUCUGUGUGAAGCUGGAUUUGACAGGUGGAGUGUUUGAAGCAAACCUGGACAUGCUGAACCUGAAGGAAGGGAUGGAUUAUUAUCACUUUAACUAAACCCAAGGAAGGGCAGAGGAGCAGUGUCUGACCAUCUGUGCUGCAUCAUCUCCCUGCUGGGUGGUGUCUGAGAUGUCCCACUGCCAGCCUGGGAUGCUCGCAGGGAACGAGGCUGGAAGGGCUCAAGGCAGCAGCUUCGGCCACUCCACGUGUUCUGCUGCUGGCUCAGGACACCCCUCCUGGUGCACAGGGACACCUCCAUGAGCAAACAACCCCCUGGAGCACAUUCCCACCUGUACCUUGGACACCAGCUGAGGUUUGGGCACUUUCAGGAGGUCACAGAGGCAGUUGCGUCUCUCCCUCACCACGGGCAGUUCUGCUUCCCUGGGGGAGGAAAGGUUUGCCAGUUAAUUCACAAAUUAAAACCUGAGGGUGCCCAUGUUCAUACACAACAUCUUAAGUGAUCCAUGUUACUACUGGAUUAUGAUGAUCUUUUGUGUACAUUUCAAAUUCUAGGAGUUUUUGUUCUGUCACAUUUUAAGAAUAAUGAAACAUUUUUGUACCAUCUUAAGCCAGAUAACCCAUAAAUACACACCAGGUCUGCCACAGGUAACCAGUUGCUACUAAAGUGUCCUAAGACUAUUCUUUUAGAGUUUUAUACAAAAAAAAAAUAGCACUUAUUCAUACAACUCUUUAGACUACAAGUUCACUAAUUUAUUCUCUAACAUUACUGGAUUUGGAGAACACUCUACACUCUCCAGAAGCUUUGUCCUGAAAUAGAAAAAUCCAAACCUAAAAUAUGUGAGGCUUUUAAAAAAGUUUCUGAAAUGGCAUCAUGUCCAUGAGAUAAUUUCUUCCAGAACUGUCAGUUAAAAAAAGCCCCCAAAUGCCCCAAAUCCCUGGAAGCAGAAUUCUUUUCCAUGUGGCAGAAUCCUGUCCCUCAAACUGGAAUGUUGGGAGGCUGCUGGUCCUGCUCACCAGGGCAGGACAUUUAUUUGGGUUUUCUUAAGUAAUGACUGUAAAUGAGCGAUUGAUUACAAAUUUAACUCUUGGCACAUAAACAGAGUCCAAAACUACAGAGAAAAAGCAAAAAAAAGGCAAGUCAGAAAUAACCUGAUCUUUCUUUUUUUACACCUUGGACAACAUGUCUUAUUUACUUCUGGAAACCUUCCUGUGGCUAAACAACAUGUAUUAUUUAUAGAGUAAUUUGUUUAAACUCUGCAUGACACAAUGGCAUGAUAAACUCUCUGUAGUCCCAAAAGGAACAAAUGUGUCUAUCCCAGUAAUUACCAUCUUCCCCCAGAAUGAAUUCUCAUUUGGCUUCCUGCUCUUAGUGCUUGGUGUAAUUCAGAAUUCAGAAUGAUUAUUUUAGCACUGAGAGAGCUUGAGGAUAACAAGCAGCUCACUCUGACACUCAGCAACUGCUUCAAAUCUCUUCUUCUGUAAACAGCCCCAAUCUACCAAGAUUAAACAAUUAAGUUUUGAGUAAACGAGCUUUGUCUUUCAUCUCAGAGCAAUGGCCACACUGCAAGAGGGUACUCAGGGCCUGCUCCAGGCCAGAAUAAACCAGGCACACCCUAAAAAUGACAAGGUGAAAACACAGUAUUUAUUUUUCUGGAGUGGUUUUGGGGGAAUAUUUUGCUUUGUUGUAAUAACCCCUUUAUAAGCAGAGCUGAACUACCACUGCUUUUCCUGGACUUCUAAUUUUGGCCCUGUAACCACCCCUUGGUGACAGCAGCCAUCUCGUCCUGCUCCAGUAAUUCUGUUAAAAUGCUUAAUGCAAUUUCUGAGCAAGUCUGCUCUUAAAUGCAGGUUUCAUAAGCGAGCACUGAGUCACCCCAAACACAAUCCUAAACCUCCAUGUGCAGUUAAACAAGGAACUGUAACCACAGGCAGAAUUGCUGGUAACCAAUCCUUCAAAUCUGAGACUGUUGCUCUAAUUUUGCACUGGAAAAUUCAGAAAAAGAGCAGCAGCCAUCCUUCACAAUAACAAACUCAGUUUUCUUUUCCCAAAUAUAAAGUUAUUUAAGUUCCAGCACAGAAAUAAACUGGAAAGUACAUAAAAGUCAAACAAUGUAGCAUGGAGUCUGCAAAUCUGUGUUCCAGCCUGAAGGUGUAUUUUGUUCUUUGAACUUGUCUGGGAUAAUUUUAUUUCCAUGAAAUGUCAGUGGAGACAAAAAGCCAUUUAAUAUAAUGACUAAAUAAAUUAUAUAUUUUUAUAUAUAUA
Molecule: messenger RNA, 3289 nt
Organism: Pseudopipra pipra
Lineage: Eukaryota; Metazoa; Chordata; Aves; Passeriformes; Pipridae
Gene: B3GNTL1
Product: UDP-GlcNAc:betaGal beta-1,3-N-acetylglucosaminyltransferase like 1
Exons: 9
Coding region: 571-1122 (183 amino acids)
Source: RefSeq, a predicted model, not a curated record